Eruca vesicaria subsp. sativa (arugula) is the source of this 2215-nucleotide messenger RNA. NCBI's taxonomy places the organism in Eukaryota, Viridiplantae, Streptophyta, Magnoliopsida, Brassicales, Brassicaceae. The record is from the annotation of a GenBank genome assembly.
AUGCAUUCCAGAUUCCAAAACGCUGGUUUUACUGCUAAGUCUUCACUCAAUUCAUUUAAGAUCUUGGGCCGUUCCCUUCAUGUCCAAGAAACAGAGGCCGCCGCUGAUACUACUCUGCGUCUUGAUUCCCUUGCCUCUCCACUAUCUAACUCACAGGGUACUAAAAGGAAAUUUAAUCUGAUCCAUGGAUCAAAGGUUCAAGAACCUGAUCCUUUACUCUCCUUGAGGCUUGGUCACUCAUCAAGCUCUUCUGAUAGCAAAGUGAGUUCAGCUACUGCUUCCAUGAGUUUAUCUGCUGCCAAAGAAACUGAGGAGGCUUCCUCCAUGGAUAUUGAGCUGGACUUUACCCUCCAUCUUGGCAACAAUAAACCAGCUAAUCUGAAAAUGAAAGAGUUGCAGGUCCCCUCCUCAGAGUUUGAUCUUGAACUGAGUCUUUCUGGUGUAGGAGGCUCAUGUCAUUCUGAGAUCACUGCGGUCCAGCAGCAGCAGGCGAGCCAUUUUCCAACUCUUGCGGAGAUGCUACGUGCAACUAAUGAAGGAUCCAUAUCAGGUGGCUGGAGACCAGGGUUUGCAUCGGCAUCACCAGCAUUGCAAGCUUUAUCAAGCAAAGAAACAAGCUCCUUCCUAGCUCAUGCUCCAAAGAAGAUAAUCAUUCCUGCUCCUCAUGUUCUAGACCUGUCAUCUAGCACGGCAACAACAACAACACCAAUAAGCUCGGGUACAUGUACCUCCGGUUUAUCUCAGCAGCUGAAGCCACAGCAUAAGAGUUCUUCUAGUUCCAAGUUAUGUCAAGUAGAAGGAUGUCAUAAGGGAGCAAGAGGCGCGUCAGGCCGUUGCAUUUCCCACGGUGGUGGACGUAGAUGCCAGAAACAUGGUUGCCACAAGGGCGCUGAAGGUCGAACUGUGUACUGUAAAGCCCAUGGAGGCGGCCGAAGAUGUGAGUUUCUAGGAUGCACCAAAAGCGCUGAAGGCCGUACUGACUUCUGUAUAGCUCAUGGAGGUGGGAGAAGAUGCAGCCAUGAAGAUUGCACACGAGCUGCUAGAGGAAGAUCCGGGCUCUGUAUCAGACAUGGUGGAGGAAAGAGAUGCCAAAGAGAAAACUGCACGAAAAGCGCUGAAGGGCUUUCUGGACUCUGCAUCUCUCAUGGAGGUGGUCGUCGAUGCCAGUCUAAUGGAUGCACGAAAGGAGCGCAAGGGAGCACUAUGUUCUGCAAAGCACACGGUGGUGGGAAACGGUGCACACAGUUAGGUUGUACCAAAGGCGCGGAGGGAAGCACACCGUUCUGCAAAGGACAUGGAGGAGGUAAACGAUGCGCGUUUCAAGAAGGUGAACCUUGCUCCAAGAGUGUUCAUGGAGGUACUAAUUUCUGUGUGGCUCAUGGAGGUGGUAAGAGAUGUGCGGUUCCUGAAUGCACAAAGAGUGCUAGAGGAAGGACUGAUUUCUGUGUAAGGCACGGUGGAGGAAAGAGAUGCAAGUCUGAAGGAUGUGGGAAAAGCGCCCAAGGUAGUACUGACUUUUGCAAGGCGCAUGGAGGAGGGAAGCGUUGUGCGUGGGGUCAUCCUGAGACUGAGUAUGCGGGAGGACAAUCUUCUUCUGGUCCUUGUACUUCGUUUGCUAGAGGUAAGACUGGUCUGUGUGCACUUCAUAACAGUCUGGUUGAGGAUAACAGGGUUCACGGAGGAAUGACUGUAACUUCAGAGAGCCAAGAACCGAGACUAGGGAACAGUGAAACAGAGAACGAGCAAGAGUUCAGUGGUUCUCAAGACGUGAACAUGGAUACAAUGAAAGGUAGAAGCGCUGUUGGAUCUCCAGAGACUGAUAUUGACCUCAAUGAGAAUGAAAGAGGAUUGGGGUUGGCCCCAGAAGGAAGAGUCCAUGGUGGAAGUUUAAUAAUGGCGAUGUUAGCUGGUAGAGAGGGUGGCUCUGGCUCAGGCUCAAGCAACCUGCCUAAGAGGUGGAUGUAAGUUAAUAAUGUCUUCAGUGUGAAUCCAGUCUUAAUUUCUGCUCGUGAAAGUAUUAAGCGUCUUGUGUUUGUUUUAGUUUAGAUUUGUGUUUUAGAGAGUAAAAAAGGGAUCAAAGUCUCUAUUCUCUUGUCUUAUUUUCCUGUAGAUAUUGAAUUUAUGGGUUCAAGCAAGGGUUAUUGUGAAUUGUCAAGACAAUCUAUCUUAUGAUGAUGAUGAUGAUGAAAAUAAAAGUCAUGUCUUUGUUUGCAGA